Porites lobata is the source of this 15986-nucleotide messenger RNA. The record is from the annotation of a GenBank genome assembly. NCBI's taxonomy places the organism in Eukaryota, Metazoa, Cnidaria, Anthozoa, Scleractinia, Poritidae.
UGUUGCGAAGGUUUCCUGAGCGAUCUGUCUGGUGCUCUUAGAGAUGCGAAAGGGGCAAGAUGUUGCGGCGUGAAAGGCUACUUUCCUGAUUUACAAACUUGCUGCCUUGGUAAGGAACUAAGCCAUCGAUAUUUUUCAAUAGGGUUGGAUAACGAGCUCAGAAUCCCGGAAUCCUUAAAAAUUCAUAGUGUUCGUGUCGACGAUUAUUUUCAGUGUUAUACCUGAUUCUACUAUGUUUCGCUCAAAAUUUAAUCCCUGAUUCCCAAAACGUUGAGAAUUUGUCUCUCUGAUCCCGCAAACGCUUUCCAAUUCCUAGAGAUUUCCUAAACCCUUAAUUCAACUGCCAAAAUGGAUCGAAAUGUAAAGCUUCUCCUCACAGUAUUAAUACAUCGUUGAGCAAACAGAUGGAGGAAAUUUCGUACUUUAACAAAGUGAGGAUUUUGAGUUGAUCUGUUGUCCAAUUUUUUUGACUGCAUUUUACGAAAAUGCUUGAGACUCACUAUGAGACUUACUACUUAGAACUGGAGAAAGGUUAAAAAAUUUAUCUGCUCGUACCGCAGGGUUUGGGAACCUAGGGGUUCACAAACCGACAGCUGGGAUACCACAUUGCAUUUCAGGCCUUUGAACACUGAUAGCGUAAACCUUCUUACUUAUCUGGUUUUUUGUUUUCCUAAGGUAAGGUCCACUAUCUUCCUGGACAAGACUCGGAUGCUGAUGACAGUACGGUCCAAUGCUGCGGCGAUAAACCCUUCUUGACGACGCAGGCCGUCUGUUGCAAUGAUGUUGUCACGUCGUUGCUGUCUGUUAAAAAGGCUGAUAUGCGACACUGCUGUGGUAAUCAAGGCUUCAACGCCGGAGAGAGUUUCUGUUUGACAUGCGGAAAAACAAAGACAGUCGUUCCACUUUCAGAAAAGGCCUUGUGGAGUUGCUGUCAAAACAAGAAGGUCUACAAACUUGAUGAUUCAAAGUGUUGUGAUUACGGCGUAGAGAAAGGAGAUCAGUGUAAGUACAAGCCAGGGGCACCCAACGACAAUUUUUGGAAAAUAUCUGUUCGGAAGACGAUUUGACAUCUAGAAUUUUCGGAACAUUUGUUGUUAAAUUUCUUGCUUGCCUGCCUCUCCUAGGAUUUUCGAACCCCCCAAAAAUGGUAUAAAUGCACAUUUUUAACGGAUUUUUACCCUAAAAAGGUCACCUAGAAUUUUCGGGAGCAUUUUUUCUGGCUGAAAUUUUCGAAAAGGUAAGUUUUGAUCCCUAUAAUUUUCGGAUCACUAGACUUUCAGCUAGGAAAUCCGAACAGAUGAAAAAGUUUUAGGGGAUAAAAAUGUACCUAUACUACCGUUUAAAUACUAAAAUACGUUCGACAAUGCUAUGUUUAAGUGGUUUUGAACUAUAUUCUCGUUGGGUGCCCCUGACAAACAUUAUAAUCCAAAAACCCUUGUUUUUCUUCGUAAUUUUCGAUCGACGUAACAACAAGGCUUCAACAUCUAUUUAUAAAAUAUAUGCAGCUCUAGUUAAAAACGUGAUAAAUUAUUCUCUGGUAAGCCUGUUCGUGGCGUUCACUCAAGUACACUACGUUCCUGCGAACAGGGCAAGGGCAUCCUUGCGUCUUUUGUUAGUGGCAGAACUACUCUUGUAAGAAACUGUCAUAUAUUAUUUUCUGGGAAGCUUGUUCAUCGCGCUUCCUCAAGUACACUACGUUCCUGCCAACAAGCUAAGGGCACCGUUGUGCCUCUUAUCAGAGGCAACGAAUUAGAACAGUUGUGUUUUACCGUACACAUACACCACUAUCACAGAAUAUAAGGGAGGAUACAAAGCGAUGCAUAAGUUAAACAAAUAAUGCUUCAAAAUGGAAGUUACACUUAGAUAUUUACACACACUCAUGACUCAUAAAGGGAAGGUAGUCAAAAAGAGUUCAAAACGUUUCGCUUGUUGAUGGCUUGUCAUGAUCAUGAGACGCUCAAAUGAAGUAUUCUUCAUAUAUUCACAUGAAAGGUUAUUUACUCCCUGACGCGCUCACUAUAAAACCUGUAACUUUUUUUAAGCAAAAAAAGACUUUUCAGUUUUAAUACAGGGUAUCCAUAAGUAGGGUUAUUGUGUCAUUUUAAAGGAUCCCUUUAAAAUGCUUGAAAAAGUACUUUAGACCUUAUCAGUACCAGCUAUCUGCUCCUGGAAGCAUUGUUUUAGAAUUUAAUCUUCCCUUGUAGGUAAGUGCGUAUUUCAUAACAACACUUUCCUGUCUGGAGAGCGUUUUGGAGACCCAACAGAUCCCCCAUCGACACCCUGCCGCAACUGUGUAUGUCAAGAUGGCACCACCAUUUGCGACACAGUUCCGCAAUGCCCAGGCCUACUGCCACAUGGCUGCACCUUCUACCCGGCUAAUGGAGAAUGCUGCCCCAUUUUCGAAUGUUUUGACAAGCAAUGUAAGUAAGGAACAUUAAAGAAAUUGCAAAGUAAUAACAGCAGUGUAUUUCCCCUUUAUAUUUGGGAAGGGAUGUUGCGGUUGGGCUUGCUCUUUGGCAGAAAGUGGACGCCAUUUAUAGUCAGGUUGGAAACACUAUACUGUAACACUCCGAAGCUCUGUUUUUCAAAUACAAAAAUAAGCCCAACCGGAUUUCUCGGAGCCUUAUCUGGUCCAAGUCUAUUUUUUCUAGUGCUGUUGUUUCAUUUGGCCUAUGGCUCUCUUAAGUUUGUCCACAUGUGUAUUGCUCGAGCUUCGAAUGAGGAAAUUCUCUUUUGUGCACUUUGAUUUUGUUUGUUUUGUUUGUACUGCUCAGGUGACAAUAAUCACAAGCUUUUCAUGAGGAGAAAGUCUCACGUUUCUGCCAACACAGUUUUUCCAGAACUGGACGUACUAACUAUUUCGGUUUGGAUGAGAACGGAGCAAACCAGUGCGGCCACCUUACUUUCGUAUGCUACUGACAUCCGAGCCAACGAGCUGGUGAUCAGAUCGCAUCCUAAUUUCAGGCUGACGUUCAAGGAUUCUACCAGUGACGAGUUCAGUAAAACCCUAAAUGACGGUCGUUGGCAUUUUGUAUGUAUUCAGUGGGAAUCAUCGACUGGACAAUGGUCUCUUUUCAUAGAUAAUCCGAGUGAAGCGUCAGAAACGUUCUCCCUCGGCCAGGGCAAUACUCUUCAAAAAGAAGGCUACCUUGUUCUUGGCAGACAACAGGAGCCGAAAACAAAUCUAAUCGAUGCAGAAGCGUUUGUAGGAGAGAUUGCGUACUUCAAUGUAUGGACCUCGAAGAUCACUAACAUCAACGAUGUGAAGACGAAUUGUGAUGGCUUUCAUGGAGGGGAUUUGGUUCAUUGGUCCGUUGGGUCAACCGCUCCUGAGACCAUUGAUGCUCACCAAAGUGCAUCCAUUAUAAAAGCGGAUGUCACGGGAAUGUGUACAAGUUUGUGCUAUGUUAAUUUGCAAUAUAUUUAAUAAUAAAACCUUUAUCCAAGACUGAAUCUAUAAAACUAUUUGAAUCGUUUCUUAGUGGAAACAAAAUCACACUAACUUAAAUAUAAAUCAGCUUAAAUAUGUAAUUAAUUGAAUAAAUGUAUAACUUAAUAAAUAAAUUAAUUAAAUAAAAAAAGUGGUAGAUCGUGUUUCAACUUCAAAAAACCGGGCUUCGUUAUUUGUUUUGACACCACAUUGGACGCACCGAGUGGGUGUGGAAACGAGGAGUACAAACGUAAGGGGGGACCGCGAGAGAGACGUAAAUAGAGGUGGCUGGUUAACAGAGCCGGCGGCUUAACAGGGGCUGCACUAACAGCAUUAUUCAGACAGUAUAUACAGGACUUUCACAAAGUCCCGAAAAUAAAGAUUAAGGAGCUUAAAACGGUCACAAUUUAUCUUGUAUUGUUUCGCAGGUCAAAAUGCUGAGAACGCUGACGUCAUUACACCAGGGAAAGAAGAGUUUAUAUGGGAGGCAGAUGGACCUGAACUUGAAUCCCUAUCCGGGGAAACCUGUGCUCAAAGCGCUGUGUUUCGUAUACAAAGCACAUAUCAUGCUUUCCGCCUUAAAGUUUGCCCAUCCUCAACUGCUGGCUCCCUUGGAAACCUCCACGUCUACGUUGUGAAGAGAAGCAGCGACAGUAAACUACACUGGCCUUUUCAGAAUUCUCUCAGGUUAUCUGUGAUAGUAAGGAAAGGAAAUACAAAGAUACAUCGCCGUAUUAAAUACGACUCAGUUGAAUGGAGGAAGUCAAAGAAGUGGUCUCUGGUGACUGGUUCUUGUCCUUCUAAAGACGCUAUUAGCGACGUUUCAGAACCGCAGUUAAAUCCUGAGAGUUGGGAGUGGACAGAUUUCAUCACCCGGGCAGACGCCACAAAUAACUAUGAAGAUGGAAAGCUCCGAAUCAAAGCUAUUGUAUACACAAAGGAGGAAAGUAAGUAUAUACAGGAAAUUUCCACCUUGCUAGUGCGUCAUUCAUGGCGGAACACUCUUAAGCCUGUUAAUUUUAAUGUGAGAUCCUUGCCACUGAGUUGACACAGGCUACAAGUUUAAAAAUUAGCACCGUGUCUCUGUUUUUUCCCUGCGUCAGAAAAUGGACAUGUUGCGCAAUUCGAAAUUUCCCACCAGUACCUGCUCGGUAUUGCUCUUUUCCUCAUAGUUGGGCUUGCAAAUGCAUGACUGCUGUUUAGGGGUACCAGAAAGGUUGUCCAAAUCGGUAUAUUUAAUUUACCAUAUUUGACUUACCUACCACACCUCAAGAGAAGUUCAAAUUUGCCGUAAGCACCAUUAGACUUAAAAUACCCUGCGAAUGAUAUCCGGUUGUCUAAUGGUGGUAAGAAUAAAAGAAAAAAAUUGUCAAGAUUUUGCCUCUAGGAGUCCGUGGUCACACAAACUAAGUGAGAAUGUCAUGGUGUGAUUUAACUGAUAAAUCGAGUCAACUCUUUGCUGGUAAGAAACCGUCCUUAAGUAAGGUAAACGAAUGGAAAAAGGCUGUAAUUUCCAAUAAUUUAUCGAUCUGUGCUUUGUAACAAAUUUUACUGAAUAUUACUGGGGAUUUUGCUCGGUUAAUAAAUUCUUCAUAAUAUCGUUUUGUGAUUAUCGGCUGAUUAUUCUGUGGUGAUAAAACAUUGCUCUUCAUUUCACUAGCCCUCAAGGACUGCCUGGAAUGCUAAGUAGCAGAAAAAAAUGAUAAUAGGAAACAAUAAAGGAUUCAAGAUAAGAGGUUUUGGUUGAUCGGUGAUGGCCAUUGCGAUGAAAUGACUUUUGCAAUUCAACGCUAUUUAAGGUGUAGUGUGAAUUAUUUGGCUCCUCUCCUCUUAAAAACAACUAUAUGUUCGGGACAGAAAGCGUCUUUUGAGUAAAAACUAAGUCAUCAAAUCAUUUUCCUAGCCAUGAAACUUGGAGCUGCUACUCAUAGAGAUUUAGUUAUAUAGAAGGACUUUCCGGGGCCGCUAAACUAGUUGUAGUGUUCUUGAAACACCUCCUCCAGCACACCAUAACUUUGUAAAAUACCAUCGAAAAUUACAACCUCGCCAGAGUCGAAGUUGUCUUGAUUUUAUACGUACCCUUAGUUUCAAGUUUCGAGGUUCAAGUUUCAAGUUUAUUAAGUCUUCCAAAAGAUUAUUUACAAUGAACACCGCCUGCAAAUAGCGAGCUAAUCUAGGCAGGCGGUGUUAAGGACAUACAAACACGAAUUACUGAUUAAAGGCGUUAAAAAAAAGUCAAUUUUGAAUACAUUAUUUGUCAAAAGAGGAAAAAAGUGAUAAAAAGUGAAGAAAAAUAUUAUAAUUUAUGAUUGAAUCAUAAUUAAGAUGCCUUUUUUAUUUCAGAAAUAAGAGUGCUAGUGUCAGCAUAACUGUCCAGAAUUUCUAAAGUUACAAAUAGUAAUUUUUGAAUUUUUUUUUUUGAAUAUGUGCUUUGGUAGUUAGUUAAUCUAACCUGCGUAGCAAGCGCUUAACAACGAUCCAUUGCUGUCUACAUUUUGUGUAUCUCAGGUGGCUGGGUCUAUUGGAAUGGUCAUUAUUACAGUCAACGUAAACGAGAUCAACUUAAGGAAUCAACUUGGUACGGAGCGGAAGGCGAUUGUAUAUCGCACGGUACCAGGGUUCAUUUGGCGUCCAUCCAUAACCAAUUGGAAAACGACUUUGUGAGCUCACGCGCUUCUGGUGAUCAGUGGAUGGGAUUAACCGAUAACAAUAGCCAAGAAAAGUCCUUCAACUGGAUAGAUGGCUCAGCUUUUGGAGGAUUUACUAAUUGGGAUACGAAUGAACCCAACCAAGCAACGGAGCAUGGAGAUUGUGGGGUACUCAAGGCCAAUGGAAAAUGGGCCGACGAACCGUGUGAAGUACAAGAUACCGCCAAUGAGGGGACAGUUAGGGACGGUGCUGAAGUAGCAGCCCCAGAAAGAGAGUACACUUGCAAGACUUCAGGUAAGAGAAUCCACCUUUGAUACAUUUAUUUUACAUGGGUUUCUUGGGAUGGAACAAGUGGAAGAAAGUUGUGAAAUAUAACUGAAUGCGGUUGAGGCUGGAACGAAUGUGAAGGCUCCUAUUUUUGAGCCUGAAAUGCCCUUUAAGUAUGUUCUUACGUUACGCGUUAUACAAGGAAUUAUUAUGGAUGUUCUUAUUUUCUAUGAUAUGAACAUGACCAGGAAAAAUGGAAGCUUACAACUCUUAAAUGUAUUGAUUAAUUUAGUUUAGUUUUCUUUUCUCUAAUGUUGUUGUUUUUUCCCGGGUAUUCCUCAAAUUUAAAUUGUUACUAGGCGAUUUUAGCUAGAUUGAAAUAAAUAAAAAUGCGUUGUCUUUGUCUCUCAGGCUGGUACGUUUGAAGCAUGUUUUUAACUUUUGGGUUUAUUUUUAGCCUCACCGUUCAUAAAACGAGAGUAAUUAGUGAUGAUCAUUUAUUACUAUUGUGGAUUACUGCUUGAAAAGCAAAGUCGGUAUUUGGUUUUACAUGCACAGUAAAUGAAAAUUUGCAAACAGCUUGAGUAAUACAUAAUUCCUUUUAUCAAUAUCUCACUAUAAAUUGAUGUUUUCGUACUCAAAACACUUAGGAUGUAGAAAAGAAUGUAGAAUGGAAUUACCAGUCGGAAUCUCGACAUUAAAAAGGAGAACCUAUAAUGUCGACAAUGAUAGACAGUGCUUUUGUAUAGCGCACUUUUCCAUGUGGAUGUGUUCAAAGGCGCUUUACAUCUACGAUAUGAUUACAACGAAUGAGUAAGCCUAGGGUGGUCACACCAGGGUUCGUUACGUUCUCAGUGGUUCUUUUAGAAUGGAGAAGAGAACCGCUAUUUUCAGGUGGUUAUCCGAGCUUUAUGAAGGUUUAACCAGUUGUAGAUGUAUUAUAACAACAGAAGCACCUUCUCCGGCCUUGGGUUGAGCCCAAGACCUCCCGCAUUGUAUUCCAGUACCGUAGCCACUUAGAAAACGGGUCGCGGACGAUGAAAAAGUAAAAUGUCGGAAACUCGAUAUAGAAAAAGUAAAUUCUUGGAAUCUGGCUGAUGAAAUAGUAGAGGCCUGUAAACGUUAUGUUGAAAACUUAGAUUCUUGAUAUAUAGAAAAACUAAAUUCUCGGAAUCUCGCUGUUGAAAUAGUAGAGGCCUGGAACCUCUACGUUGAAAACUUACAUUCUCGGAAUAUUAAAUUUAAGAAACGUAUUAAAACGUAUUAGAAUCGUCUCAAUAAGAUACAUCAGCCGCAGAAGUUAAGAAACGGAAUAAGCAGCUCUGUUUUAACUGGGAAAAAUAUAAGCUGGGAUGGAAUUGAAAAAGAAAAAACAUUUUGUUUCAUCUCCUUUCUAUGUUAAUGCUUUUUGCAUGGCGUACUUUUCCAUGUGGAUUAUACCUCAGCAGUAAAACGUAUCUUUUUGCUGUUUUUAAGGGAGAUAUGUCGACUUCCAAACUCCACCAAUCUUGGAGAAAAAGGUAUGAUAUGUAAUCUAUUCGAGUUUGUAAUUCCUGGCCUAGUGUAAUCUGUGUUCCAGAGACUUUUUAUACUCGUUUAGAGUAUUAAUAAAAGGGUCAUCGUAUCCGUUUAUACAGAAACACACACCUUUCUUAACGAUUAAAAACGUUUUGGUUUGACAAGCGAAAGAUAAAAAUUACGGCCCAUGAUGCCGUGCCCUUGAGUAGCAGUAUCUUAACAGACUUGCUUCUGGUACUUCAUAACUUAAGAAUGGAUUGGUGGUAUUGCCUUGGACAUGUGCUAGUUAUUUCAUUGAUUGGAGCCACGUUUGUUUUUACAGGUUCUACCUGAAAACGAAGCCGGCAUCUUUUCAGUUGAUGUCUCCCGCAGUGGCCAAAAUGCCAAAAUAACCUUUUUCACCGGUCUUCAUCAAACGGUGCCAAAUAUGAAGUUUACAACUGUAGCUGAUAAAGUGAGGCACGGAGCAAGCUUUGAGUUUGGAACGUACGUUCAGAUGUCUCCAGAACAGUUAGGCGACCUGUACGAAGAGCCACCGAGUGGUGACAGCUCACCCGCUUCACCUAAAAGUGAUAAAAGUGGAGCAGCCGAUCUCGAUGGAGUAGUGGACAAGAUCACUAUAGAUCAUUACACUGAUAUGGACACAGUCGGUAAUCCGGCGUUCUCAAUCGAGUUUUGGGUGCGACCACGUAGGAUGCCUCCCAAAGAUCAAUGGAUGGCACUCUUUUCAAAAUCGUCCAGUUCCUCCGGCUACAUUAAUUUAAACCUCAAGUCUGACGGUCAGUUACAGUUUACAGUAGCCCCAACUGGUCAGGUGAAUCCUUUGAGAUUUGUUACAAGAAUAAGUGGUGACAAUUGUGAGAACUGCGAGAACUGCAAAAUCAAAUCCAUGGAGUUUCAACAUAUCGCAGUAACAGGAAGAGCUGGGAGUACAUUAAAAGUUUAUGUGGGAGGAGACGUUUGUUUUUCCACGAAUGCAGCAAGUGAGUGGGAAGGUGUCACUGGUUUACCUGCUUCAAGCGAAGGAACUUUGAUUUUUGGUUCCCAUACAAAUCCACAAGAUUCUAGCACGCCGGUUAAGUUCAACGGGCAACUUGCUUAUAUCCGUAUCUUUGACAACGAGAGGACAGAGAAGGAAAUAGAAAGCAAUAUGAAUGAUCCAUCCUCGGAAAGCGGCGCUCCUGUAGGCUCCUGGCACCUCAGACUAUCUCAAGAGAUCAAGUUGAUUUACUAUGUCAUAUCAGACUCAACCCAAGUUUCCAGCCUUAAAGUGUUACAAGACUUCACCCCGGCUUCCUCCAGUUUUCCAGUUGUGGCAUAUGAACGAAAUGAAAAGAUUUAUUUGUUUCGCUUAUCAGCUGAGAAUGAUGUCGUCGUAAAUGUGUAUCAGCUGAGUCAAGAUCGAAGUAGUCUACAAGUUGCCACUCAGGGACACACAACUGUAAACACCGACUCAAAAAGAGCUCAAAAAGGAUGUUUCGCGGUCGCACGUGAUGCCACAGGUGAUCGCUGGAUUGUUAUUACUUGUCGAGAGAGAACGGAAAAGCCAGUUGAAGUCACUUUUAAUUGGCAGGUUUUUAAUACUAACCCUGAUGGUAGUCUGGUAUCAGCCCAGGGAGAUGGAAAACGGGGCGCGCUUCGUGUGGCUGGAGUUGAUGGCCUUGACACACGCCCCUCUGCUUUGAUUUUCGAUAAUCACCUUCUUAUUACUGCUGGUACCAACUAUAAGGCCAGGACUCUUUUUCUUGAUUUGAAACUAAACGGCGCAGGACUUCCGGAAGUGAGGCCAAGCCGUGUAGUCCCAUACUCAAUUGGUCCAAAUAUAAUUCACGCCGGGAUCAUUUAUUACGCUUAUCUUUACAAACCCUCAGGGUUUGGUGGAAGCACAGAUUCGGAGCAGGUGUUUUUACGCCGGCUACCACCGCAGAGUCGUAGCAUCUCCCCAAGGUAUAGAGUCAGAGGGCAAAAGGUUGACCCUACGACACUUACAGCGCAAAGCUCUAUUGGACCUGACAUGCCCGAAAACGAUUGGUUCUGGUUCUUGUUCAGAAUAAGUACAUUGGGUGGUGGAAAUGUUAUCGAGAGUGGUCAGAGAGUCUUGAUUGAAACACCAGAUAACCAACCCAAUAACAAAUUUAAAUGGAACGUCGUAAGUUGCAAUGGUAAAAACCUUCAAGCUGUUCGAAAGCGACAUCUCUGGAAAUUUUGGAUAUUUAAGACGGAGACAUGUGAUCCUGAAAACAUAAAAGUCCUCCACGGAGACAUAGGACCGAAUGACUGCAUACUUCUGUGGCCCAAAAGUCUUCAAUUUGGACCCAACUGCUUCUGCAAGAACAUUAUCGCGUUUCCCACACAGCAACAAAUUGAAGGUGCAAGGCAGACCUUUGGUUCAUGGUUCGGUCCUUGGCGUCUAAUGUUGCCAAUGGAGAAUACUCCAAUUCGUCCAAUUCCGGAACCAACAAGCUCGGGAGGAAUCGGUUCAGCACCAAGAACUGUUUAUGAAGGCAACAAAUACGCCUUUCUUCAUUAUGGUAGUGAAGGAAUAAAUGUACCCUCCCAGCGUGGAGUAAGAGUAGCCCUUCUUCGAUUUGCCAGAACCACUAUGGCUCCAGUUGUGGUAUCGAAAACUGGAGCCACUCCACCCAUCAAAGUAAUAUUUCGCGGUAACGGUGGACCCCUUCCUCUUGUUGGAGGGUUCCGGAAAGGCAGUGUAAACAUUGAAGCAGCGUUCCAGAACGUGUAUCGAGAGGGAAGUUUUGCUCAGAAACGAAUGACUUCAGGAUUGUUUUACAGUAUCUCUUAUGCACCACCGUCUGACGCCCAGUCAGACUCGCCUGGCCAGUUCACGGACCUAGCAAGGAUUGCUGGACUUUAUAGUUAUGAAUAUCCUAAUCCACCUCAGAACUUUGUCUGGUUACUUCCGCCACCUUUUAAGAUAAACGGUAUCUGCCAGGCAGUUUCGACACUUUUCGAUUUCGAUACCGAUACCGUAACAAAUACCGCACCCGAUUCGGUUGACAAGUUGACUGAGGUCGCCGAAAAAGCAGUUGGUCCUGGGAGUUUUAGCGAGGGCCUUUUUAAACCCCUUCUCACGAUCCAUAUCGAUAUAACGCUACUCCACGUUAUAGGUGAACGUGUUAAUACAGCCAUUUCCGAUAAGAUCAAGUCCUCUCUACCGCAACCACCAGGAAGUGAAAGUGAUACUGAGAGAGAUCCUGACCCAAGAUGGCAGACGGUUGGAGAUGCGGAAGCCUGUUAUUACAUGUCCGACAUGUCUGACUGGAAAGACAAAGUUCUAAAACGAAAAAUCAAGGACAAAUUGCAGCAGUUGUUUAAUUCAGAGUGGAUGAAAGGAGAGAUGGCUACAUUAACAUCACAGAUAGCACCAGAGGUGAUGCGCGAUGCCUCCUUGAAGUAUUCCAGUUAUGGCGGAAUUGCUGUUCUAAUUGCCAACAGGCUCCGUGGACCGGACUUUUUGGAGCAAUUACUUAUUCAGGAUCUACCAACUUUGAAGCUUGUGCUUCACUCAUAUCUACCGGUAUUGGACGCUAUACGACCGGACCUUGGACUAAGUGCAAGAAAGGAUAUUAUCAGUUCACUAAUAGCGAGAGCUGUGCUUAAUCAGGUAUGAAGUAACUAACACAGACCAAACUGUUCCCCAGGAUUUGGAAAGGCAUCGUGCCACUUUUGUUUCUGUGCGAUACGAUAGUUACUCUUUUGCGUUGUCCACACGAUCAGAACUAAAACAAUGCAGUUAUUAGAAUUAAUAUUUUCACUGUUAUUUCAAUAGCUAAGACAAUAUUCUAUUCUAUUCAUAAUGUUCUAUUCUGUUAUUCCUCUCAUCCGCGACUGAACAUCUCACGUGAGGUGCACAAUCGAAUUUAUUUCGAUAAAUUCUCAAUUAUCAUGGACUUUUGGUAGCCCUGGUCCAUGACUAGAAACUCGAAAAUCGCGUAUCAGCUCUCAGCACUUACCAAAGCUUCAUCUGCUUAUUGGCCGACUUUGCAGCAAGCUCCUACUUAAAACGCUUGUUAGCUAUCUCAUUUCAUUAUACGCUAGUUAUCAGUGUCGUUCUGGGAAAUAAGCAAAAGACGAAAAUUCUCAGCAUGCAACAGGCAAAAUGAAACCCGAGUUCUCUCGAUUAGAAUCCAACAUAUUAGACUCCGAUUGUACUUUAUCAUCCAAAAUAGAAGUCAUGUUACAUGUCUCUAACCUGCCUGGACACUCUACGAGUUUUCACUCGGUCAGGGCAACACGGAAAGAGUUUACAACAAAGUUCAUUUUUCAAAUAGACACCCUUUAUCUCCAUGGUGUUAACGAACGCUUUUCAUUCAUCUAAUUUACUUCCAUUCACACGUUGCUAUGGUUAACCAGUCGCACAACUCCGAAUUUCCUGUAUAAACCAGUCAUAACUAAUAAUUCUGUAGAUCAGAAGAGCAGCCUUUUUUUUAUAAGAAAGUCUUAGGUUAUAGAAAAUAUGACAUGUUUGCAGGGAGCAAUCUAAACCUGCCACACCUGUUAAUGACUGUUACAUUAAGAGACAGUAAAUGAUUAAAGGGCAUGCGCACAUUGGAACAGAGAACGAUAAGACAUGGUUUGAUGCUACUCUGGUUUAUCAUGAAUAAUUGUAACUGAAAAGUUGCAAUCAGAGGCCCAUCAUUUGGACACUCCUGAGGCUUCAACGCGGGUAUGAAUGGAGGAAAAGACCCCAACGAAUUCACAUUUGAAGAAGACAAUACACUGGAGUGUCCAAACUUCGUGUCAUGUAUUGUAACUUUUCGGCAGUUACAUUCGUUCAUAAUAACUCAGAGUAGCGUUAAUUUGUCUCUGACUAUAAGUGAUUUUCUACCAUACCCAAUUUGAUUGAAGAGCAUGUCUACCACGCAUCUUGCAUUGCGUGUUUUAGCUUGCCUUUGUUUUUUUCCAUAGCCCUGGAAACUGCUGAAGGCUUCAGAUAAUCAAGAUCUUGCACUCAAACUGGCUUUCGAGACUCUUGUGGGAAACCUAGUACCAGACGAAUUGCGCAUCCAAAUCCGGGACACAGUACUGUUGGUUUUUCGAACCUUGUUUAAUCCUAUGACCAGCACUCAGCUCGGCAUACUUGAACGUGUGUUACAAGUGAAGAAGCAGAAUACACUUGGCGUCACUUCUCGGCGGGCACAGGAGUUCCAAGAGAAGUUUUUGGAUAUGUUCAAGGAAAAACGUGCUGAAGAUAUAGCAACUUUUGACAGGCGUCUCACCGCCAGAGACGAGGAAGAUGAGAGAAAUCCACCGGGUGACGAUCUUGAAACACUGAUUGAGCGACAUUAUGAAAACCGAGCAAUAAAGACUAAACAGUUGCGCCUUUUAAUGGAUUUCCAAGACCAUGUACUACAAAAGCGCUUAUACCGUCGGAAAGAAGGCACACUGACGCCACGACCAGAGGGGUUUGUUGAGAGAAGGCUUGUGGAAAAUCCACGCCUGUUUGCGAAAGUGUCAUUUGCCUUUAACACCAUUGGUGCCCUCGGUGCUCUUGGUAGUAUCAUACUAGAGAUAAGUGACUCUGGCAGCGAUCUUUACAGUCAUAACCUCAAUCAAUCCAUACCCGCCGGUAUCGGUGUAGCAGCAACCUUCCUCGGUGCCAUUGGAUCAUGGAAAAGCUCCAUUGACUUCAUAAUUAGUAUAAGGGAGCAGAUCACUCCUAAUACCCCCAACAGCGCUGACGUUGAAGAGAUACCCAUGCAACAACUAAACAGGGCAGCAGAUGACAUUCCAGUUUUUGAUAGACUGGCCGCCGCGGAUUUCCGAGUAGAUUUGGCGAGCACGGAGCGCGUUACUACGAGGCUCUCCAAAUACUUUACCAGAGCUGCCACGUUUGAAACAAAGCUUUUUCUGGGUCUAGGAGUCGUUGCAGACUUUGCGUUCUUUGGCAUAAGCCUUUAUAACAUUUACAAAGACAGUCAAGAAAAAACACUGGAUGGGUGGAAGUUAGCAGACGAUAUUGGACUAGCGGUUUCAUCUACUUUAGGGGUAGUAGUUGGUAAGUCAGUUAAUAAUAGCUAAUUUUAAGGUGGUUUAAUUAAAACUCGUCAAAACACAAAAUUGAAGUACACUGAAAGGAAAACACAAAGCCAACAGAUCACCUUUGUCACGAGCUACACGUUAUCUGUCUAUUAUUAUUUCUUUUCUCUACUUACCCAACUUUCAAAUAGCAUUUCUGUGGAACGAGAACCAAAACGUGCUGUUAGUGAUCAAGGAAGUUUUCUCCUCAAACAAUCCGUUGGCACUGGUAUUCUGAACUUAAAUUCGGGGUUAACGAUAUGACAGAAUAGGCUACUGUAAUUUGAUGUUUCUUCAUAAUGAAUGAUUUAGAUGCUUUGGUACUCUUCCUACCAGGAGCCCAUUCCUCCUGUCUCUACCUACGAUCGCCUUCUGGCUAAAGAACCCGUUUUAAGUUUCCAUACUAUCUCUGUUUUUAGACUUGUUCUCAUGAGCGAACGAACAUUGCCCUAUGAGGCAGUUUGAGGAGUAACGCUUUAGUCGUUUUUUAUUGCUUUAGCUCCCGUAGGAGGACAACCGAAUGUAAGAGAAAAUCCCAUUGACCUUUCUUCGUCAUAAUGACUUCAAAGUAGAUCGAUAUAAAGUGCCAUAUACAAAAUAUAGUGUUUGAUAACGCACUGCUGUGGCCAAGUACAUCUAGUCACAUUUCCAUUGCUUCGAAGGUGACAACUGACCUGCGAGAGCCAUUCUUGUAAGCAGCUGCUCCAUAUAAAGUCACCAUUAUUCCUUCUCCUGGGUGUCGACUUAUGAGAGUAUUAGCUGUAGCUUUAGUACUAGCUGUAGUAACAACAACAACUAACUCCCUCCCUGAAAAAUUAACAAGAACACUGUCUUUAAGAAAGGGUUGGCUCAUUCCCUGGUAGAUGCUUUUUUAAUUCUUAGAGUUGUUCUUUGUGGUUUAGAAUAAGUCUCCAACUAUGACGUGGCAUCUAGCGUCUUUUGGAGGUACAUUUUACCCCAUUCCAUCUAAUCCCAAUUACCUUCAAGAGUGACUUUCGUUUAUGCGUUUGGGGUGCUGGUUUUUUUUUUUUCGCGAGUCCUUUGCGGGUUCGACCUUGGGCCCCGCUUUGCAACCACGUGUCCGUAUGGUCUCCGAAGUGUGCGACCAAUAACCCCCAGCCCGUUAUUUCAUCUUCUUUAUAGAUGGCUUCCUUUUUGGUUUCCGAGGGCUUUAUUUUUGAAUUCCUUUAGGUCAUCAAAUCUGCCGGAUAGUUUCAAGUUUCUUGUGUCUUUGUGAACACCUAGGGUUUAUUUUAAAGCUGUUUUGUAUUGAGUUAUUAUUUUUUUUAAUGUACUUUAUUGGCUUCAUGCACUACUAUUAAUUACAAAAACUAUUGCAUAUAUCGCUUAACUUACUUUACAUUGGUUUCAACAGUACUAACGUUAACAUUUCUCUUAUGUGUAACUAACUAAUGCUAUGUAUGGUUUUGCGCUUAAACUGCGAGGGGCACUUUUUCGUAGCUAAUGACCAAAGCUUUCUAUUCUGUACUUAAAUAAAACUUUAUUAACAAUGCCAGAAAGGUAAAUAGCUUGGUUAUGCAUCUUACUGGUGUAUAUGUAGUAUUUCAUGAUUGUGUAAUUAAAUUUCUUUAAUAUUUCUUUUCGGUAUGGGCCAGAUAUAAUACCAAAUAGUUUCUCUCUGGCGUCUGCAAGGAGACAAAACUGAAAGAAUUCCAGUUUAAAUUAAUUCAUAGGAUUGCAGUUACAAAAAAAGAGCUUCAUCGAUAUGUUAUUAAAGCGGACGAUGAAUGUCUCUACUAUGGUGAGAAAUAUUCAAUUGAUCACACUUUUCUUAACUGUCGAAUUGUAAAGAUUUUCGUAGACAACGUAAUUGACUGGUUUAACGCUGCCAACAACUCGAAUUAAAUUAUCUUUUUCAGGAAUUCUUACUAUAGCUGGGAUGGAGACAGGGCCUGCAGGGAUCUUUGUUCUACUGUUUGGACUCGCUUUCGUCAUCAGUGACGCUGUCAGGGCUCGCAAGAGGGCUGAAGAAGCACUUCAUCAAGCACGUUGUGACGCUUGGAGAGAUUGGUGCAAUUGGGGAAAAGCUAUCUUUAAUAGGAAAGAUUUUAACUUUCUGUAA